AUGACAACAACAAUUUCACAAUUAAAUAUUACACCAAUAAAAUUUACAAUAAAUGAUUUAAUUGUUGAUCCAGUUUCUUUAUCAGAAAAUUUUAAUUGUCCAAUUUGUGAAGAAUGUAUAAUGGAUGUAAAUAAAUGUGAAGCUUUACAAUGUAAAGAAGGACAUGUUCAUUGUAGAUUAUGUUGGAUGAAAUCUUUGGAAUCAAAAAAAGAAUGUAUGACAUGUAGAACAAGAGUGAAUUCCGUAGAUUCAUUAUCAAAAAAUAUUUAUUUACAAAAGGAAUUUAGAAAUAAAAAAAUAUUUUGUCCAAAUUUAUUUAGAAUUUUAAAUUCUGGUAAAAUUGAAAUUGAUGAAAAAUUUGGUUGUAAAGAGAUUUUAAAAGUUGAUGAGUUAGAAGGUCAUAUAAAGGAAUGUCAAUUUCAAUUUAUUGAAUGUCCAAAUGAUAAGGAAUGUAAAACAAGAUUAAGAAAGAAUCAAUUAAAAGACCAUGCAGAGAAAUGUAAAAAGUUGAAAUCAGAAUGUGAGUUUUGUGGUGAGAAAGGGUUGGUGAUUGAUGAUAGUAAAGUACACUAUUCCGAAUGUGAAAAGUUUCCAAUUAAAUGUCCACAAAAUUGUAAUUCGCCCACAUUCAAUUGCACAAUCGAAAGAGGUAGAAUAAAAUACCAUAUAGAGAAUGAAUGUCCAUUCACAGUGAUACAAUGUAAAUAUAGAGAAGCAGGAUGUAUGCUAGAAUUUCCAAGAUCCGAGUUGUCCGAACACAUGAAAUUAAUCGACCAUAGUAAAUACAUGGAAGCAACAAUCGACCAACAUAUAUGUAAAUUUGAAAAAUCUGAAAAGGAAUAUAAGAAAUUAGAAUUGGAAUAUAACCGACUUAAAGAUGAUUUUAAAAUAUUGCAAUCUGAAUUAAAAGUAAUUAGAGAAUUGAAAUUUAAUUAUCAAAAUAAAUGGGUUAUCACAAAUUGGUCACAAAAAUUACAAGAUUAUCCAAAACCAAAGUCAAUCGAAUCUCCCGAAUUUAUGGUUGGAAAUUUAAAAUUUAAAAUUCAAUUCUAUCCCAAUGGCGGCCUAAGUGAUGAAUCAAAAGAUUUCUUAUCAAUUUAUUUAUAUAAAUUUGAUGAUCAAACACCAUCAAAAGUUCAAUUUUCAUUUGAAUUAUUAAAUAAAGAUUUCACAAGAAAUAGAAAAUUAGCAUCAACAAAUAUAUUCCAUACCGAAAAUAAAUGGGGUUGGAGAUCAUUUAUAAAUAAUUCUUUAGUAACUACACAAACUGGUUUUGUAAUUCAAAAUAGUGUCACUUUAAAUAUUAAUAUUGAAAUUUUACCUGAAGAAAAAGAAGCUUUUACAUCUUGA
Molecule: messenger RNA, 1350 nt
Organism: Dictyostelium discoideum AX4
Lineage: Eukaryota; Evosea; Eumycetozoa; Dictyosteliales; Dictyosteliaceae
Exons: 2
Coding region: 1-1350 (449 amino acids)
Cellular component (GO): cytoplasm
Molecular function (GO): zinc ion binding
Source: RefSeq, a predicted model, not a curated record